This is a messenger RNA of Adineta ricciae, 429 nucleotides long. NCBI's taxonomy places the organism in Eukaryota, Metazoa, Rotifera, Eurotatoria, Adinetida, Adinetidae. The record is from the annotation of a GenBank genome assembly.
AUGCAACAGAACAACAUUUUCUUGAUUCGCACUUUUUGGGGAAAAGAUACUGAUGAGGAAUUCGAUUGUUUUCAAGCUCGUUUAAAAUCUUCCUCUGAUAACUAUUAUGAGUUUGUUCAAAUGGGAAGCAAAGAACAAGUCAAUCAAUUGCCGCCUAUAGAAGCCUAUGAAUGGCUAAAGAAAAACACGUUCAGUGAACAUCUGGGAGAGUUAUUGGUUAUAUUCGAUGAGACUAGUUCAAGAGAUGGAUCAGCUGUGUUGUUACGUAUUAAACCUGAUAAAUCUGAUGAACAUUGUCAAACCAUUCGAAGUGAUCCAUCUAGGGCAUGGGAAUGUAAUGCAAAUUUGGAAAUAUGCAAUAUGGAUUGGUGUGAGUACGUUGAUUGGGCUGGAGUUUCCGGUGGCAGUUUACCUUUUCGACCAGAAUAG